AUGGCGCUCUCCAAGAUUCAGCAGUACUUGCACGUCGAGUAUCAGCCAGGAGAACGAAAGCUCAUUCAAAAGAUCGACUUCUUCAUUCUUACAUUUUGUUGUUUGAGUUAUCUGGUGAACUAUCUUGACCGGACAAACUUGAACAAUGCCUACGUCUCUGGUAUGAAAGAAGAGAUCGGCUUCGUCGGAGACCAGCUCAAUCAAAUCAAUACCUGCUUUACUGUCGGAUACGUCAUCGGACAAAUCCCCUCCAACCUGUCUCUGCACUAUGUGAAACCACGCUUCUGGUUCCCGCUGAUGAUGAUCAUCUGGGGCGGUCUCACCAUGUGUACUGCCAGUGUGCACAGCCCAAAGUCUAUUAUGGCCAUCAGAUUCUUCCAAGGCAUUGCCGAAGCCUCAACCUUCGUCGGGACUCACUACAUUCUCGGCGCGUGGUACACCGAACGAGAGCUUGGGAAACGAAGUGGUAUCUUCACCGCCUCGGGACUCGCUGGCACCUUCUUCGGCGGCUUCAUCCAGACCGGCAUCCACAGCAGCAUGGACGGCCUCCACGGCCUCAGCGGAUGGCGAUGGCUGUUCAUCAUUGAUGGCUUGAUGACGAUUCCAGUCGCCAUCUACGGCUUCGUCUUCUUCCCCGACACGCCCCACACAACCAGUGCUUUCUACCUCACCGCCGAGGAGAAAGCCCUCGCCGCAUCGCGCGUACCCGAGAUCCAGGAGAAGUCGCCCCUCACAUUCCGCUUCGCGAAGAAGGUCCUCACCUCGUGGUACUGGUGGGGCUUCGUCAUGCUCUGGAUCAUCGCCGGCGAGACCGAGUCCUUCAGCACAAACUCCCUGUUGGGCCUCUACAUGAAGAGCCACCCGGUCAACAAGUACACCGUCGCCCAGCUCAACAACUACCCGACCGGCGUGCCCGCCGUGGGCAUCGUCUCCACGCUCUUCUGGGCGACGCUCACCGACUUCCUCGGCGGCAAGCGGUACCUGGUCGCCUUCUUCAUCGGUGUCACCGGUAUCGCGACUUCCGUCAUGAUUCUCGUCGCGUCCAAGGACCCGACCAGCGCGAAUUCCACGUCCGUGGUCUUUGGCGCUUACUACUGGGCCGGAGCGGUCUACGCCUGCCAGGCGACUUUCUUCGCGUGGUGCAAUGACGCGAUGAGGUACGAAGAGGGCGUGUUCCGUGGUGUGGUGUUGGCGGGUAUGAACCUGGGAAGCAAUGCCAUCAACGCCUGGUGGAGCAUCGUUUUCUACGGUGCAUCGAUGGCGCCAUGGUUCACGAGGGGCAUGUGGGCCAUGAUCGCCAGCUCUAUCGCUCUGAUCGUGUGGACCAGCGGGCUCACCUUCUUGGCGCACAGAGAGGAUAAGCGGAGGGUUCUGGAGGCCCAGGAGACGGUGUCUGUUACCAAGGGAACGGAUGGAAAGGAUGAUAAUGUUUAA
Colletotrichum karsti is the source of this 1434-nucleotide messenger RNA. Its product is annotated as pantothenate transporter. Bases 1 to 1434 code for a protein of 477 amino acids. Lineage: Eukaryota; Fungi; Ascomycota; Sordariomycetes; Glomerellales; Glomerellaceae. The record is from RefSeq and is a predicted model, not a curated record. Gene Ontology annotation, biological process: pantothenate import across plasma membrane. The transcript has 6 exons. Gene Ontology annotation, molecular function: pantothenate transmembrane transporter activity. Gene Ontology annotation, cellular component: plasma membrane.